This is a messenger RNA of Vitis riparia (riverbank grape), 2223 nucleotides long. RefSeq lists its product as uncharacterized. The coding region runs from base 331 to 1692 and encodes 453 amino acids. The transcript has 10 exons. Lineage: Eukaryota; Viridiplantae; Streptophyta; Magnoliopsida; Vitales; Vitaceae. The record is from RefSeq and is a predicted model, not a curated record.
GUGCAAUGUGACUCGGACAAGUUAAAAAAAAAAAGCCAAAAAUGGAAAAUAGAAAUGGGCGAUUCACUCGUAGCUCUCAUAAGGAAAAAAAGAAUAACGAAGAAAGGAAAAAGAGUCGUUGAUGGAUUCCUUCUUUUGUGUAACUUUAAGAAUGGAAGGAAUAACAACGAGGGUGAAGGGUGAAGGGUGAAGGGUGAAGGAGCUUUUUCUCGUUCACUGCAACUGCCACAGAUUGUGGAUGCCAAAUUGCCAAUACAAUUGGCCUUCGGGCACGGCUUUGUUGUGUGUUUGCAGGUUCUUUGGCUUGUUCAUAAUUGGAAAUAGCUGAAAAUGGGAAGGUCGGUGUUGGAACUGUGGUUGCUGUGGUCGGUGGUGAUGCGAGUCAUGAUCGCCCUACCAAUUGCGUACAGCGCUUCCUCUACUUCUUCUCAAGAGGCUCUUCUUGUUUCUCGAAUUGCCUUUGGAUCAUGCGCCAACCAAAGCGCUCCUCAGCCCAUAUGGAAUGCAAUAAUUGAUUUUGAUCCUCAAAUUUUUAUUUGGUUGGGUGACAACAUCUAUGGGGAUGUUAGGCGCCCUUUCAAAUUAUUUGGAAAAGAAAGGACUAUUGGGCCAUGGAAGAAUGUUCCCAGGUUUAUUCCUUCCUCAGAGCGGGAAAUGCAAUCCAGAUAUAAGAAAACUAAGACAAAUCCUGGUUAUUCUCGUCUUCUAGAGAAUACUAAGGUGAUUGGUACAUGGGAUGACCAUGACUAUGGGUUAAAUGAUGCUGGAAAAGAAUUUAAUGGGAAGAUCACUAGCCAAAGGCUUCUCCUGGAUUUCUUAGAUGAACCUCAAGAUAGUCCACGGCGCAAGCAGGCUGGUGUUUAUACAUCAUACACAUUUGGUCCUGUUGGUAGGCAGAUUAAGGUUAUUCUUUUAGAUACUAGAUACCAUAGAGAUCCACUGUUCAGUGACGGAAGCAUAUUGGGGAGCUCACAAUGGACAUGGUUAGAAAGCGAGUUGAAGGGCUCUGCAUCAGCCCUUACCAUAAUCGGAUCUUCUAUUCAGGUUAUUUCAAAUCUUUCAGCAAUAACCGGUCCAAUAUUUUAUUUAGAGUGUUGGGGACGGUUUCCAAAGGAGAGAGAACGCCUUUUUAAAUUGAUAGCAGAUAGCAAGAGAGAUGGGGUCUUCUUCAUAAGUGGAGAUGUUCAUUUUGGAGAAAUUACCAGGUAUGACUGUGCCACUGGAUAUCCAUUAUUUGACAUAACAGCUAGUGGGAUUACCCAAGCUGUUGAGAAGGCAGUCCCACCACCAUUAAAUUUCAUAGUCAGAUUUGUGGCAUGGUUAGCACCAACUACAAUGAGAGUUAUGGGCCAACACUGCAGACGCAAAUCAUGCACAUAUGGCCAGCCAAAUUUUGGAGCAAUCGAGAUAGAUUGGGAUGCAACUCCAGUCACAGUGAAAAUGGAAGUAAGAGAUGUGAAUGGAUUUCCAGUGCUAAGUGUAAAUACCUCAUUAUUGGAACUGCAAGCCCAAAGCGUAGGAGCUUUGUACAGAAUUAAACCUGGAGAAUAUAGGAAGCACUGCUCUCUUGAAGUCACUCUACCAUGGAUUGUUAGACACCGCCUGGCUAUUCUAUUCUUCUGUGCUUUAGCUAGUUGCAGUGUUGCUUCUCACCUUGGCUGGGCUUACUUUCGCUGCUAUAUCAGUUAUUAGACGAUGCCUCUGCAAAGACAAGCUUGAUUAACAAAGGUGUCAAGUUUGGUUGGGCACUGUAAACCACCGGGCAAUCAGCUUUGAGAGGAUUCAUUCAGUAUAGUGAGAUUGUCAAUUGACAGGCUAGUUGGAGGGAAUCGUUUGUAGCUGAGGUCUGAGAUCAUGCAUGAAGUUGCUGGGUUAUCUGAUUGAUCUUGUUGUAGAAAAUGACAUGAGGAGGGCAUACUUAUCUUAAUCUUGUGUUACCUUCUUAAUCUUGAUUCCAAGAUGGAUGGCGUUUCUUUUCUAUUUCAGCAACUCCCCUUAAUCUUGUCAUCUUGGUUCUAGCAGGUGAAGAUGCCACUGCUUUUUCCUGUGUGUCCCAGUCAGGGUUUUUUUUUUUUUCUGACAUGUUGUAACAUCAGCAUUCUCUGACCAUUUGGAGUUUUAAUCCUCUAGUGUUUCAAACUUUCCCUCCAAUUUGAAGACUGUGAAUACAUGCUGUAGCUUCACAACCAGGCGGUAGAUGUUGGCUGUGAUAUUUUGGGCCUA